Messenger RNA from Coccinella septempunctata (seven-spotted ladybird), 1020 nucleotides. Its product is annotated as putative nuclease HARBI1. NCBI's taxonomy places the organism in Eukaryota, Metazoa, Arthropoda, Insecta, Coleoptera, Coccinellidae. The coding region runs from base 1 to 1020 and encodes 339 amino acids. The transcript has a single exon. The record is from RefSeq and is a predicted model, not a curated record.
AUGUCCAGUCUCUCAUCUCUAUCCGAUGGAGAAACGACUACUUCCCGAAAUAUCCCGGACAGAAAGGACCUAUGGAACAGAUAUGAUGACAACGAGUUCAGAUCCAGAUUCAGGUUCAAUAAACCAUGUAUUCUGCAUUUGCUGAGUAAAAUUGAACACCUGAUUGAACCUGAAACAAGGCGUUCUAAAGCAAUUGAUGCGAGAACUCAACUGCUUAUAGUGCUGAGAUACUAUGCAACAGGCUCUUUUCAAGCAGUACUUGGGGAUUUGGUGGAAUGUAAUAAAUCUACCAUGUGCCGCAUCAUACAAAGGGUAACGAAAGCUAUUACAAGCUUAGCGGAUCAGCAGAUUAAAAUGCCAACUUCAGAAGAGUACCAGCAAGUUGCUCAAGAAUUUUAUGAAAUUGCUGCUUUUCCAAGGGUUUUAGGAGCUGUAGAUUGUACCCAUGUGAAGAUAAAUUCACCAGGUGGACACUUAGCUGAGACCUUCAGGUGUCGCAAAGGCUUUUUUUCAAUCAACGUGCAAAUUGUUUAUGACGCCAGAUUGAAAAUAAGAAACAUAAUUGCUCGCUGGCCAGGCUCUGUUCAUGAUAGCACAAUUUUCAAUAAUUCGCCUUUAUGUGCUAUGCUUGAAAAUGGUGCAUAUGGCAAUUUUUAUUUAAUUGGAGAUAGUGGAUAUUUUUGUAAAAGAUAUUUACUAACACCAUUUCUAAGUCCCUCCACCACCGGAGAAGAAAAUUACAAUAAAAGCCAUAUUCUAACAAGAAAUACAGUAGAGAGGUGCAUAGGAGUAUGGAAACGUAGAUUUCCUUGCAUCCAAAAAGGAAUUACUUUGAAAAAAAUGGACACAAUAUUAAAAGUUAUUGUGGCCACCGCAGUUCUUCAUAAUAUGGCCAUCUCAUUUGAAGAAGAAGAAUUUUUUGAAGUAGAUUUGGAUCAGGAAGAACUUGCAAAUCAUAUAUCACAUGGUCCCCAAGAUUUUUCAGUUAGAUCAGCUUUGGUCAAUACCGUUUUCAAUUGA